Molecule: messenger RNA, 311 nt
Organism: Staurois parvus
Lineage: Eukaryota; Metazoa; Chordata; Amphibia; Anura; Ranidae
Source: the annotation of a GenBank genome assembly
UGGGGCUCCCGGGCAAUAGGGGAUCAUGGGGCCCCUGUGUCCUUGCCCAAACUCAAAAAAGCCUAUGAAAAAGGUACCAGGGGCAUCUCAUGGGGCCCCCUACUGACCCCGGGCCCUCGGGCAGUGCCCGAGUUUCCAAAUGGUCAGUCCGCCCCUGUUUAUGGUUGCAUUUUGUGAAUGGCCUACAUCUUGUGCAUUGUUAGUGGUUCAUGCCUUGUAUGUUGUAAAUGGUUCAUGGUUGUAUUUUGUGUGGCCUACAUCUUGUGCAUUGUGAGUGGUUCAUGCCUUGUAUGUUGUAAAUGGUUCAUGGU